AAGAAGCUUCAAUGCUAGCAAGCUCUAAAACCAUUCCCGUGACAAUGGUGUCGCUCGGCACAUUCGACCUGCCAUCCUUAGGGUACAACUGACAUUUUACAUUUUAUGCUUAUCUUGAGUUGACCAGGAAUCUGUCGAUCUGCAGAUUGAGCCACAAGGAACUCCUGCACGUCAAUGGUGUGAUCGGAAAGCUGCUGCAUCAAUACCAUCCACGAUCAAGACGAUAAAUUGCGCCGUUCGCAAUGGCUACCGAUACUUCGUCCCACCCGACGUCGCCGGAAGUGCCUACUCUCAUACUGCGACGCCCGUCAUCGCAGUCCCAGCCGAAUACCAGGCCGCCGAGCUUCGCUGGGCUCCCGAGGCGUCAGUUGUCGUCACAGUCAGCCCAAGAGAGGAUAAAUGACAUACUAGAGACUGGAAGAGAACGCGCCGACGCCAUGCCUGCAUCACCGUGGUCAUCUGGGCGCAGCCACAGCUUCCAGCCGCUUUCCCAGGCACCGGAGCAAGACGACAGCCCCGACGAGACGACCGGCCUUGUUAUGAGAGGGAGCUCGAGGAAUUAUCAAAGUACCCAUAGGACUUCGAAUUCGCGGUCACAACCGUCGCCGACACGCGCACAAGGAGAUAGCCAGCAUGCCAAUGGCGUUGAUGGGACCAGUGGGGCGGACAAGAAGGAAACAUAUUGGUGGACGGAAUACUUCUCCAGUAUAUGGACUAUAGAGUUGGAGAACAAGGGCUCUGUUGCGAGAGAUCAUCUAGCAUUGGAGAGAACAUUUCUGGCCUGGCUGAGGACCUCUCUUGCCUUUGCCUCGAUCGGCAUAGCGAUUACGCAGUUGUUUCGCUUGAACGUGUCCUUGACCGACAGCCCUGAGGACCCCAACUUCCGGACAAUUAGACACUUGGGUAAACCUCUGGGUGCGACUUUUCUAGGAAUUAGCAUAUUGGUGCUGUUCCUGGGCUAUCAUAGGUACUUUGAAAGUCAACAGUGGAUAUUGAAGGGCAAGUUUCCAUCAGCGCGAGGGACAAUCGUCGUAAUGAGUUUGAUAGCUUUCGCUUUGAUGGCCGUGUUGUUGGUGGUUGUGGUGGUUGAACAACCUGCUGGCUCUCAAGACUCGCCAUGACUUGCAUGACGAGCCUUUAAAUUUGCUAAGACUAAAAUGAAAACGAAUGAUGAGAAUACAAUAAAUAUCAACAGCAUCUCAGUGGCAUUGUGGCUUCUGUAAGAACGUGUGAUGAUGCAUUUUGGCUUGACUGCAGUCUUUUCGUUCAUAGUGGCGAAACUCGCUCCAAUUGAAUGUGGAAAACUGGAAAUGCAAAUAAGACCGGCAGAACCCC
Molecule: messenger RNA, 1335 nt
Organism: Pseudomassariella vexata
Lineage: Eukaryota; Fungi; Ascomycota; Sordariomycetes; Amphisphaeriales; Pseudomassariaceae
Exons: 3
Coding region: 243-1121 (292 amino acids)
Source: RefSeq, a predicted model, not a curated record